AUGGUGGAUGAUCUAAAUGGUACAGUGGCAGAUUUUAUUUCUAAUGGAGCUUGGAAUCUUCCUCCUUUAUUACAACUUCACUUCCCAGGUCUUUGCGACCUUAUUGAGCAGGUUCCCAUUGCUUCUGAUCCUUUAGCUAUUGAUGAACUUAUUUGGUCUGCAGCAUCAUCUGGUAACCUUACUACAAAGGACUCUUUUCAAUUUUUAAGACCGCAUGCUCCUUCGGCUUCUUGGAGUAAGUCUAUUUGGUCGAAAUUCAUUACACCCCGUAUGUCUUUGUUGGCAUGGCAGGUCUUACAUGCCCGGGUUCUUUCUGAGGAUUUAUUGCAAAGGAGGGGUAUUGCUCUUGCUUCUAGAUGUGGUCUUUGUUGCAAGAAUGUGGAGUCUGUUGAGCAUAUUUUUUUGAAUUGCUCCUUUGCUUUAGCAAUAUGGCUUUUUUUGUUGCAUAAUUUUGAAUUGGGUGCUUUGCCCAGUUCACUAUUAAAUGUCUACAAUUGUGGUCUUCAUGCUGGACGUAGUGCUCAACUAAAGGAGUUAUGGAUGGUGGCUUUUACUACUGCUCUAUGGUUCAUAUGGAAUUCUAGAAACAAGGUCAGAUUUGACGGUGUAGUGGUUCAUGCAACUAAUGUGUCUGGGAUGAUUGUUGGGCAUAUUCAAGCUUCUAGUCGCCUUGUUACUGGAGUAAUGCAUAACUCAAUUCUUGAUCUUCGAGUGUUGAAGUGUUUUGGGGCUAGUUGUAAUCCUCGCAGUGCUCCUAGAGUUUUUGAGGUUAUUUGGCGCCCUCCUCCUUCUGGAUGGGUUAAGGUUAACACUAAUGGGGCUUGGAGAAGAGGUUUAGGUGUGGGAGGCUAUGGUGGUGUUUUCAGGAAUGAUCAAGGGUGUUUUAUUUGA
This is a messenger RNA of Rosa chinensis, 891 nucleotides long. RefSeq lists its product as uncharacterized. The transcript has a single exon. NCBI's taxonomy places the organism in Eukaryota, Viridiplantae, Streptophyta, Magnoliopsida, Rosales, Rosaceae. The record is from RefSeq and is a predicted model, not a curated record. Bases 1 to 891 code for a protein of 296 amino acids.